UAUCAUUUUCAAAAUAUGAAACCUUUACAAAAUAUUUUAUGGGAUUCAUUUUUAUGGUCUAAACAAAAAAUAGAAGAUAUUUAUUUGAAAACAAAAAGUGAACAAACAGUAGAUUUGAUUUCAUCAGAUAUUUUCUCUAAUGAAAAAACAAUAAUAGAAGCAGAAUUACAUAAAAAUAAAACAUUGCAAAAAGAUAUUAUUCAAUUACAGAAUGAAAUAGAUGAUUUUUCAAAAUUAGUUAUUUCUUUUGAAAGUAAUUUUAAAUUUAAUGAAAUAAAAUUCCAAUCUGAAUCAGAAAAAAAAUUACAGUUGCAAAUUAAUAAGUUAAAAGAAGAUAAAAGUAAUUUAGAAAGUAAAUUAGAUUGUACAUGCAUAAAAAAUGCAAAAUUGGAAGACAAUAUUGAUGAACUUAGUAUUAAAAUACAAGAAAUGAAAAUAUCAUUAAAAGAAGUAGAAGAGUUAAAUAAAGAAUUAAUACAAUUAAAAGAACAAAAUUCAAAAUUACAAGAAGAAAAGAAUGAAUUAUGCAAGCGACCAAAAAAGGAGGAUAUUGAUAAUCAAUUAAAAGAUAUUCAUGAUAAAUAUAAAAUUAAAGUAGAUGAAAUUAAACAAAAUAUGAAAACAGCAUAUAAUGAACAAAUAACAAAGCUAAAUAAAGAACAAGAACAAUGCAUACAGGAAAGAUUGGAAUUACUACAAAGAAAAAUGGAAUUACAAUGUCGCAAACAAGCAGAUGAAUUAAAUAAAUACAAAGCUCAUGUUGCUAACAUGAGUUCACAGCUUUGGAAUGUUGGAGAAAAAUUAUUAAGUGAACAGCAAGAAAAGGAAAAAUUACAAAAGAAAUUAACAGAAUUGAAAACUAAAUAUCAAGAUUUGGAUCAAAAAUUUGUUCUUUAAAAGAAUAUAAGAAUUUAAAGUAU
Molecule: messenger RNA, 920 nt
Organism: Apis florea (little honeybee)
Lineage: Eukaryota; Metazoa; Arthropoda; Insecta; Hymenoptera; Apidae
Gene: mud
Product: mushroom body defect
Biological process (GO): plus-end-directed vesicle transport along microtubule; positive regulation of autophagosome maturation
Cellular component (GO): autophagosome; late endosome; lysosome
Source: RefSeq, a predicted model, not a curated record